Messenger RNA from Syngnathus acus (greater pipefish), 3720 nucleotides. RefSeq names its product Rho guanine nucleotide exchange factor (GEF) 25b (gene arhgef25b). Gene Ontology annotation, biological process: axon guidance. The coding region runs from base 1274 to 3262 and encodes 662 amino acids. The transcript has 17 exons. The record is from RefSeq and is a predicted model, not a curated record. Gene Ontology annotation, cellular component: cytoplasm; plasma membrane. NCBI's taxonomy places the organism in Eukaryota, Metazoa, Chordata, Actinopteri, Syngnathiformes, Syngnathidae. Gene Ontology annotation, molecular function: guanyl-nucleotide exchange factor activity.
GUUUCCUGCAGUGCCUCCGAAUGGAUGUCCUUUACUCAUUUCCAUCCAACAUGUUGUCGUGGUGACACGACAUGAAACUGAGAGGAGGAGUCUUCACACUGUCUGUUCAACUCAUCUUACUUAAACGUUUGUAGGAAGGAUUACUUGCUGCUUGGGCCUUUUUUUGCUUAGCUUUCAAAAAUGCGUCCUCCUUUGUUUUUAUAAUUCCAGCAAUGGGCAUUCUUCUAAGUGUGAUGGACUCUAACAAGUACAAUAGUGUGAUCAAAAAUGACGUUUUAAAAAUGUUAAAAUAUUUAUUUUUCUCAUACCUUUUCGUUUUUUUACUGUGUGUUAUUUCUUUAUUUAGUCCAAUCCAGUGGACUUUUAAAACUUUUCAAAUGUUAAUCUGAAAUGCACCACAAGAUGGCGCCCUGCUUUUCCUUGCUCCGCGCACAGCCAGCGUUAAGGCCUAAUUUGACUAACAUUCAGCUACAUAUUAUCAUGGUUUAACUCUAUUACCACUAAAAUAUAAUAUAAUAAAGAUAAAAACAACAGCUGGUCUUUGGGAGGGAACAUUUCUUUUCAACUUAUUUCCAUGGCAAAGUUUGUUGUGAAAUCCGAGUCAGAGGUUACACUUUACAUGGAAAAUGGGUCCUUUCCAUUUCUUUCUGUGAAAAAAGUAGAAUGCUUUCAUCUGCCCUGUCCUGGAUUCAAAAAGUCUUACUUGAACCCUUUAUCCUCCUUUCUGCUCCUGUUGAAUGGGUGAAAACAACACAGUAGGGAAGAAAAGAAAAAAAACCUUUACUGCAUAUGCUGCUCAAAUAUUAAUGUUCCAAAUUGGCUAAAAUCUGACAUUUCUUUUCAGGGCCACUUAGUAUAUUAUUGAUUUAUCCACACGGUAUAUAUGAAAUCACUAAGGCAGCUGUAAACUGUCUUAACUGUCAUGCUAACAUUUUCAAUGAAUGCUCAUGAUAAUCCUUCGUCAAGUUUUCUGUGACAGUUUAAAAGCCCGCUGUGGGAAUGAACCCGUGGGGGCUGUGGGCCUGUCGGAACACAUCAAGUCCCCCGCACCCCCUCUAACUAGGAUGACCCGAGGAGACAUCCCUGUGCAUCUGACCAGCAGUCCUCAUGAGCACCCAGAAAUAGAAAGCUUCUCUUCUUUUGUUCUCUAAGACUGGAAACUAAAUGUUUUUCUAACUCUUCCCUGUCCACCAAUAGACGAUACGAGGAGUGAGGAAGAUCUGGAGAUGAAGGCAGGGGGACACUCAUCCAUGAGGAGCACGAGCGAUGAACAAUGAAGAAUUUGGCUAAAGUACAAGUGAAAAGACACAAGAUUGAUCAAAUUUCAGACUGCAGCAAAGACAAACUGUUGGCUAAUGACAACAAUCAACAUACCAAGAUGGACUUCAAGUGGACCAGGAGUCUGACUGCAGGAUGCCAUGGAGAGUCGUACUCCGUGGUGACCGUGGAUGGUAUCGUUAACCCGCCGCUGGUCCCGCCAUCCCACCAGGCCUCGGGCAGCUCCAGCCCCGGCUCCGGAGGGUCACGCCAUCCCGUCAGCGCCUUGAAGAAGUGGCUCACCAGUCCGGUCCGCAAGCUAAGCUCCGAUGCCAGAGGAGGAGCGGGGCGAGUCGAUAAGCAGAUGUCCGCUUCGGACAGUAGACGGCAGCCGUCGAAUAUUUCCCACGGUGGAGCUCAGCCGAGGCCUUUGGGACCGCAUGACGGCGACUUCACCAUCUUCUCCUCUGCAGAUGCGGUAUGGAAAGAUGGCCCGUUGAGUCGCGAAGUUUCAUCUCCUCUGCCGCCUUUUCAUCAGGGUGACUUAUCGGACCUCUUGCAAGGCGGAGACGCACAGAGUCUUAGCCACAAAUCCAGUGUCAACACUCUCCAAGAUGAAGACAACAGCUACAACGUGACAGAAGAGGCUGGGAGCCAGUUGUCUGUGGUUGCUGACAGCGAGGAAGAAAGAAACAUUGCCUUUGAGAAGAGCUUGUAUGUGCUGACAGAGCUGAUAGAAACCGAAAGGUUAUAUGUGGAAGAUCUUGGACUCAUUGUGAAGGGCUACAUGGCAACAAUGACCAGUCAGGCCGUUCCUGAAGACCUGAAAGGAAAAGAGAGGAUCGUUUUUGGAAACAUUCAUCAGAUCUACGACUGGCACAAGAGUUAUUUCCUGGGUGAGCUGGAGAAAUGCGUGGCUGAUCCGGACACCUUGGCCCAGCUCUUCAUCAAGCAUGAGCGUCGUCUUCACAUGUAUGUGGUUUACUGUCAGAACAAGCCCAAAUCAGAGCACGUUGUCUCUGAGUACAUCGAGACCUUCUUUGAGGAUCUCAGGCAGCAGUUGGGUCACAGGCUGCAGCUCAAUGACCUGUUGAUCAAACCCGUCCAACGCAUCAUGAAGUAUCAGCUCCUUCUCAAGGACUUCCUUAAGUAUUACAGCAAAGCCGGACGGGAUGUAGAGCAACUCCAGAGGGCAGUGGAGGUAACGUGCUUUGUGCCUAAACGAUGCAACGACAUGAUGAACGUGGGCAGAUUGCAAGGCUUUGAGGGGAAAAUUACAGCUCAGGGGAAGCUCCUCCAGCAGGACACCUUCUCUGUGAGCGACCAGGAAGGCUGCCUGCUCUCCAGACCUAAGGAGAGGAGGGUCUUUCUGUUUGAGCAGCUGGUCAUCUUCAGCGAGCCGAUUGAUAAGAAAAAGGGCUUUUCUUUACCCGGAUAUAUUUUUAAAAACAGCAUCAAGGUCAGUUGCCUUGGCGUGGAGCAGAAUUGCGGUGAAGGCCCGUGCUCUCUCGUCCUGACAUCUCGCGGGAUAAACGGCAGCGUGACUCGCUUCAUCAUGCAGGCAUCUUCUCCGGAAAUACAGCAAGCUUGGCUCAGCGAUGUGAUACAAAUUUUAGACACUCAAAGGAACUUCCUUAACGCUCUUCAGUCACCUAUUGAGUACCAACGAAAGGAGAGCAACUCAAACAGCCUUGGCAGGAACAUGAAGUCUCCAAGUUGCCUGCAGCCUUACCUGUCGGCAUCGAUGGACCGCCACCAGCACCUUGGCAUGCUGACUUACAACACCUCUCUUCCGUCGCUGCAUCCUCCCCACCGUAGCGCGGCCUCAAAAGCAAUUUCAAACCCUUGCGUCAUGACACCUCAAGUGACCCACCUUCAGCUCUCGUCAGAGCCACAACUCACUUUGGGCCCAGAGGUCACAGGAAGCCACGAGACGGCCAUUUCUCUCCCACCCCGUAGUCAGCAAAGCUUGCAGGCAACCGCUCUCCAUGACAGUGAAACUUGAGUGCAUGAGCCAGACAGCAGCAUCUGCAUGGAGACCACGCUAAGUCUUUAUCAGGCAUUGUACCUUUCGAAUGCUAUUUUGGUUUACUGUGACACCUCAAGUGUCCAUUUUCAAUGGAAUUAACUGUUUAUUUGAACCUUGCGAUUUGGCAUAAUUGUGUGUUUACAGUUUGUUGGGCUGUUUAGGCGCAGCCAUUAUUAGCUUCUUAUCUGAACCAAACACAUUUGUGCUUGUGUCAGACGAAGAGAAAGAGAGUGCGCAUCUCAGAGUUCUAAAUGCAGUUUGUUUUUGCUUUCUGUGCUUGGCUUUGUGCUGUAAAUAAAGCAAAAAGAAACAAAUGAUCCUGCAAAGUGGAAAGCGGGUACGUACACUUCUGUUUUGCCUGUAAUAAGUCGACGUUUAUAAUAAAAGAACACAAUGUACAUAGCAGUCAGUUGUGUUCAUGUGAAGAGACUCAA